Molecule: messenger RNA, 705 nt
Organism: Orcinus orca (killer whale)
Lineage: Eukaryota; Metazoa; Chordata; Mammalia; Artiodactyla; Delphinidae
Gene: SPMIP5
Product: chromosome 14 C10orf82 homolog
Source: RefSeq, a predicted model, not a curated record
AUGGGGUCUUCCAAGACCUUCAUGAGACACCUGCCAAUCACACCAGGCUACAGUGGCUUCGUGCCCUACCUUAGCUGCCAGGGCACCUCCAGUGAGGACAACAUGUCCCACUGUCUGAAAAUCUUCCAGGAGAACACACAGCGGAGUAAAGACCAGCUGGAGGACUUACGCUGCACAGUGGCCACUGCCCCACUAAAGCCCGUCUGCUCAGAGGAGACGGUCCUGUGGACCCUGCACCAGUAUUACCGGCGGUACCGCCCCUUGAGUCGUGAAUGCAAAUACAUAAAGAAACCUCUUCAGGAGGCCCCCAUCCCCGGCUGGGCAGGCUACCUGCCGAGAGCCAGGGUCACUGAAUUAGGCUGUGCCACGCGGUACACCGUCAUGGCCAGAAACUGCUACAGGGACUUCCUGGACGUCAUGGAGCAGGCCAAGAGAGCACACCUGAAACCAUAUGAGGAAAUAGAUUGAGUUAGGCCUGCAGCACCUCCUCCUACCCCUUCUCCAAAAAUGUUGCUGCAUGAAAGGCUGCUGCCAAAGUAUCCGGAUUUCUCUAUUCCAGGUGCUAGGUGUCCUACCCUUGGAAGAGCCCUGAUGGAGGGCCCCAGACCUCCGGUGAGGUGUGGCUGCGCUCAGAGGCCAGAUGUCUUAUGCAACGGGAGGUUUUAUCUAGAGCCACUCUCUUCAGUAAAGGGCGUGGAAGGGUAG